AUGCCCGCUGCACCCGCUCAGGAUUCUCUAACGGUUGCUGAUCUGCAACGUCGUCAGGCUGAACUUGAUGCCCGAGCCGCGCAACUGGAUCUGAGAGAGCGCCAGCAGCAACAACAGGAGAUGUGGCGUGCAGAGCAUGGCUAUGGCAAUGUCUCGGGUAUGGUUUACCUUUUUCUAGUGAUUUCCUGCCAGCGCCUUCGCUGAUCACUGCCUUGCCCAGAAGUAUUCGUUUUCAACUCGGGGGUUGGUCCUGCUCAGGCUAUAUUCUAUCGCAGUGGGUGGGCAUUCGGGAGCUCCAGGACUACAGGAACUGCCCCGCGAAGACGCGCUUUGCUUGUCAACUGAACUGCGGGCGGCCAAUUCGUCGGGUAGUGGAACCACCUCCAAUAAGGGUUAACUCCUAAAUGACCUACCUCUCGCAUCUGGCGAACGGGCCAGCUUCGACUGCGCAGCAGCAACAGCGGCAGUAGUAGUAGUAGCAGCAGUAGUGGUAGUAGUAGUAGUAGUAGUAGUAGUGGUAGUAGUAGUAGUAGUAGUAGUAGUAGUAGUAGUGGUAGCAGUAGUAGUAGUAGUAGUAGUGGUAGUAGUAGUAGUAGUAGUUAGUAGUAAUAGUGGUAGUAGUAGUAGUAGUAGUUAGUAGUAGUAGUAGUAGUAGUAGUAGUAGUAGUAGUAGUAGUAGUAAUAGUAAUAGUAGUAGUAGUAGUAGUAGUAGUAGUAGUAGUAGUAGUAGUAGUAGUAGUAGUAGUAGUAGUAGUAGUAGUAGUAGUAGUAGUAGUAGUAGUGCCUUCAGACGUGGUUGUCCACCCAUCUGGCCAGUCAGUCAGCCACUAAAGCGUCACAAACACAAGACUUGGCAUGUUUUGGCCGCUACCAAUCACCCGCACCGUCCACCACAGGCAGAUACUGGUGUGCCGGUGAGGUGGAAUUGAGGUAUUCCAAUAAAUCCUCCUAUCACCAAAGCAUUCCAGUGUUUGUUGAGCCACGGUUUAACUGAGUUGUUAGAUAGCUGGCAGGCUAUGUUCCGCGUCCUGGUUGGACUUGGAGAGGAUUAGUGGCUAGAACGCUGGUAGUGGAAACACAUUUUUGAGAAGUUCAAGCCUGCAGCUCUCGUAUUGCUGAACUCUGAUAAUUCUUCAGAUAUUUAAAAUUAGUGUGAUCAAUCAGUCGAGGCGGCAGAGUGAGCAAUUCCAUUCCUGUUCCCGAAUAGAACCGCAAAUCGUCAAUCUUAAAUGCACCUUUGUCCGCAGAGGGCCAUGUUGUCGUGACACACGCAGUCAGCUAAGAAAGUUGUCAGAAGGGGCAUCUGGUACACGCACUUGCUCCGGCUAGCCUGUUGGCUUGCCGUCAGCACCAAAAAGCAAGAUGGUAGGCUGCAAUCCAAAGUGAAAAGACAGGAGAUUUCAUACUUUUGGCGUCUUUGGACGGUAUCGGUGAGCUCAACUUGAAGAGCUGAAACCGUACUUGUGGGUACACGCGACGCGCUGGUGAAAACAGUCGAGGAGGCGUCCGCGGCCUUGUUAACGACUCUCCUUUGCCGAUUUCAUGGCGGACGGGGGGGGGGGGAAGAGAGUAGGAAACAACUGUGGGAAGGCGAGUGAUAGUUCGAGAUCAUCGCGAACGACCCCCAUCAUGUGUCCCACGGAGUGGCUUUUGCUGCAUCUACUGCACUCUCUCCGUCACCCAGCAUCCUCCGCGACCGGAGGCGGGGUCGGGCGCAGUGUCUGACAAAACUAAACAGUAUGUCUAGGUCACCCUUGACACCUAGUCCGCACAUCUGCCAGGGCAACUCGGCUAUAACACGCGGGAGAGCGCCAUAGAUGCCGCAUUAAUUCCGAGUCACAGUCCCUAAUUCACCCCAAAAUACUCCCCGGAAGGCCGAGUUAUCCCAUCGGUUCGCAACCUUUCAACCUACGACUCUCAGCGCGUCGUGAUAGAUCUGAGCGCCUUGGAUCUAUUAUUAGUGAUGCAGGCGUUUGUCUGUCGUGAGGACUAAUCCCCCCAGUAUCUGCCUCGUCAUGCCCUCAUCCGGGAUCCGGUCAACAUUCUGUGCCUAUAAACUAACCGGGGAUGGAACUGGCAUAAUGCCUGACAGCAUAAAGGCCUAAGGUAAAGGCGCCUGCUAAAAGCGCACUGUUAGCCGGUCUGAACCUCGUUGUGUGAUCCAGCACACCUACAGCACCGACCGUUCUCCGGGCCCAUAAUAUUUACAUAGAAACUCUCACUCAGCUGGGGGAAGGAUUGCGCAAAGAACUAGCAGUUGCGUUGGACCAGGAAGGAGAGUAUUGCGUCUCCUUUGGGACGCAACCCCAGUCUAUAAUGUGGGUAUCCUCUGUCAAUGAAGUGGAGGUAGCGCCUCUGCAGUAACUGGAACCUGUGAAACUAGUGUGUCUAACGUUUCGAAGAACAUAAUAGAUUCUUUUGUCUGAGCGAGAUAUUGAUCGUCUCAGUAUGUUAUUACCGACAAAGACAAGGGUAAUAACAUUCGGCCUAUAUCAUGCGCCGCUGUGCGGCUGUUGGUUGGGCUCGAGAGAGAGAGAGAGCCCGUAAGGCACAACAGAACGAGUGAGUUCCGUAAGAACGAUCGGCGAGCUCCCCCUGCCAUUGAUCGUCUCGUCAGUCAGAACCGCCUUGUGUCCCUACCACUAACUGAUGACCGAUGUUGAUCACGUGUCUUCUCUGUGUGUGUCCGUCAGUCUGGUUGCGUAGAAAGGAGUUGGCGAGGGGGGGUGUGGAGGCUCGACUAGUGACGAGAUUCGCACACCUCGGUUAGCGCUCGUGCUGUUGUUUUCUGGCCUCUCCUCUAGUUAUCUUCAUGACAACAACGCCGGUAGCGUAAUUUUGUUGCGGAAGGUGGGCAGCUCUGUAGAACGUUCCGCCUAAUUAACCUAUUUUCCCGCGAUUUGGCAAAAGACGCUUCUGAAAUGCCUGUCUCUUCAUCGAUUCAUGACAAUUUGAUCCCCCAACAACCUCGUAAUGUCCCACUCUUUCCCCAAGUAUUUUGGUUUUUUGAACUGACUAAGACCGUGGGCAUAUGAAACUUUCGCUAGUUCGGAGCCGGAUGCAUUGCUGACCAUCUCCACUGGGUGGGUCGGCUCCUGGGCACGUGCACAGAACGCUUAGCAUACAGAGUUGUGUGCUGCGCUUACGUCAUCCGCACAUCUCCGGUCUCCCACGUCAUCUUUCAAAAAUCUCGAGUUCACGCAGGCUUUCGAUUUUUUUUUCUGUUUACGCCAACAUGCUGUGGAGGGGAGUAUUUUGGUUUGAUCCUAGUCCGGACCCUCCUAGUUAUUUCGAAACGCAGUCUGAAACUCCGUCUGUAUUUUCUUUUAAUUUUCAAAUGCGCACUCGAGGAUUUCAGUCAGUGUUUUGACGCACACCCAACACCUCUAUUUUUCACACAAAUUUCUCGAAAUAGGGCUUUGAAGGCAGUAGUGUGUGCGUGUGUCUGCCCUCACUCUCUCUCGCCCUCUCAACCGUUCAUUGUACAACAAUGAGACCUAUUGUCGACCUAUUUUGUAGUCCCCGAGAGAUCUGAGAGUAAAAGGAGGCUAAACAGAUUUUAUGAAAAAAAAACAAUAGCAAAAGCACUGCGCCACCCUCCCCCCCAACUGGUAAAAGUUUCUACCUGCUGACGUUCUACCUGUUUUUUUUAUUUAUGAAAGCGUAGAACGGGAGCGUUAGGCGCAGUCGCUUUGACUUAUUGAGUCCUUGAUUGUCAAGCGACAAUUUCAUUCUCCAUUGGUCUGCAAGUGAGUGGACUCACAUGCUCUCACACGUGUAGCUGACUUCGAGACGCCAUUACGCGGUCACGUGUUAAGACUUGCAGUACAUCCUAAUGCCCACGACUAGUGAGACUGAUGAAAUACUUAGUUCUAUUCAGUUGCAUCGGUCCGGCGAAUUGAGCCCUUUACGACCAAACAUUGGUGCACAGAGGCAGGCCUGCUUUCCUUCUUAGGUAGGGUUUUAUUUUUCAGCAAUUGGAAUGGCCCUUCCAGUCUACCUUUUCUUUGUCGGUAAUAACACACUGCCUAUAUCAUGCGCCGCUGUGCGGCUGCUGGUUGGGCUCGAGAGAGAGAGCCCGUAAGGCACAACGGAACGUGUGAGCUCCGUAAGAACGAUCGGUGAGCGACCCCUACCAUUGUAUAUUCCCAACUGAAACCGACAGAGCCACCGGCUCGUGGCCCAGCGGUUAGAGGCGUGGACUUCUAACUAACAGGUCACGAGGUCGCGCUAACUCAUGAAAUCUCAACAGAAAUUCCGAAAUGCGUUUCCGUUUCGAAAAGAACUAAAUAUUAGGCGGCAUAAUUCUGUAAUAAUUCAGUUACCUUAGGACGCCUGCUUUCGAACAAAAGUCUUUGCGGCUGCAUCCAAAAACCGUACUCCGCAAAAAAUGACUACUUAAGGAGCAUGCCUUUUUUUCAUAAAUUUUCGAUGCCCUUCAAAAUUCUAUUAUAUUUCAUGGAAAACAUGCAUCAAAAUAUCCAUUCUUUUGCUCAUUUGUUAGAAAAUUGCGUUUUCUUCCAAUUUUACACUCGAAGGAGGGGUAUAAUUCGGUUUUUAAAAAGUUUCUAAUUGUGAGAUUUUUGUGCCGUGAAAUGGCCCUUCAUAAAACGUCAUGUCUCUACAUUUACCAAUGUAGCUUGUAAAGGUAAAAUGUGGUUCAAAUCCACUGCUUAUUUUUAUAAACCCCAUAUGGUCUUCACUAAAUACGGUAGAGAAAUGUAUGGUUUUCCGUACGCGUAAAAUUUACGGCGUGUAGUUUGGGAACCCUGAAUGCAAGUGUGUCAUCAGGUCGGGUUCAAAAUUAUUCGGGAAUUGGAAAAGUUUUAUAAAACCAAAUUAUACCCUUCGUUCGAGUACAAAAUUGAAUGAAGACGCAAUUUUCUACUGAAUCAGCAAAAUUAUGAAUAUUUUUAUGCAUGUUUUCUAUGAAAUAUGAUUGAAUCUUUAAGGGCAUCCAAAAUGAAUGUGAAAAUUUCAUGCUACUAACGUGGACAUUUUUACGGAGUAUGGUUUUUGGAUGCAGCCGAAAGAAAGCUUAUUUGGAAAGCUGGCGUCCUGGGGUAACUGAAUCAUUAUGGAAUUAUGCUGCACGAUGAUUGGCUUUACAACCCUACUUAAUUUAUCUUUUCGAAACGGAAAGGCUUUUCGGAAUUUCUGUCGGCAUUUCAUGAGUUAGCCCACUUACUGUAGCUACUGUAUGUGUCGGUCGUUAUGAGACUGUUUUGCAGCCAAAGCUUGUGACUAGAGCUCUGUCACGUGGUCCCCAUCGCGGUGUCUACGACUGCGUGAAACAGUAACUCAGCUGUAGCGUGCGACGCGAUUCCUCCCCGUCCCCACGCGAGUUUGGCGCAACCGUGGCUUGCGCGUAAAUCCCUUUACAAUGAAGCGGGCUUUCACGGCGUCCAUCUCACCCUCCCCCAUCGCUCGCUGCCUUCCAAAGGUAGAGAUACAGUCAGAACGACCAGAGACGGACAUGGACGCAGUGAUUCGCAUAGGCCGUCUACGCCUGCCACACACGACCUCGUCCCCAACUCUACACGUAGUGAACUUCACUCGGGGAAUUUCGAAUACAACGCAAGCGAGUGUCAUUUAAGGGGGGGGGGGGGUCAUUGUAACUCGACCCUCAGUCCUCAGUAGGACCGAGUUCUCUUAUCGGUUGACAACUGUUUAGAUCACAGCACACAGGCAGGCACCAUACGAAUACAUACAGCCUACGUUUCUUUGAACUUCUGACAUGCACCCUCGUAUGUCCUUUGCAGGUUCUGCUGUGAUCGCACAGAUUAGCUUGACCGGGUAUUUGACUAGGGACCCCCACUAUGGUCUUGUUUGACUUGCCCUUUUAGAGCACCGAGCGUCAAUCUUCAUGCUGUACCCUGACCUUGACUGGCUUAUCUCCUCUAAAGUUCUUUCAGACCCUGAUGUUGCAUUUUCUAUAAUCUUUUCUUAAGAAGGCGUUUCAUGUGAGUUCAGGAGGGCAUUUUUUAAAGGCCAUUUUUAUUUUUCGGUUAUUCAAGCCUCAAUUUGUGCCCUCCACAUAUCGGCAAUUCAACCUGUGAACACCCUUUCAAACCACUCUUCAUGGGCAAUCAAGUCCAUGCGCAUGGGUGGUCCGAAGAAGUAGUCUAGCCCGACGAAAACUUAUCAGAACACGAAGAUGACCUUGAGUAGUAAACAACUUUUUAGGACAAAGUAUUUAAAUGUGGAAGAAAAAGACACCAACUUCUGGUUGGUAAUGUUUGUGUGCUCCGCUCUCUUCAUUUUAUGCAUCACUGUGAAAACGUCAUCUGCGGCCAGAUAUUAUUCUCAGAAUGGCUGCAUUCCCAGUGAUGGCGUUGGUGCUAAGACUCGGGGCGUUUUUUUCUCCUUUCACAUGGUUUCCUCCCCUAGAAGCUUAAGAGCCUGCCAUCAGCAGGGACGAGGUAACUUGGAAUUAUCAUUUCUCGUUUGCCAGCCUUACGCCAGACUGGGAGCUUUGUCCUCCUCCAGUUGAACCACGGACUUAUGCCUUGUCAUCUUUGCUAGAAAACAGUAAAAUCGCCAUGAAGCAGUUUCCACCCAUCCAGCCUGAUUACAGAGCAGAGUACGGGUAUUCUUUCUUGUUUUGAAGCGCUGAUCUAAUCCCCUCAGAGGGAAUCCCUUGGGGUUGGUAGAUAGGGUGUUUUUUUGUGGAUCACCAGAUUGCCGGGCUUCCAUUCCACGCCUCGUCGAUUUUUACCUGAUGACCGGUCAAAAUAACAAUCACAUCUGUCCUGAAUGGAGUUUUCAGGGCCUCUGUCGUCUACUCCGAAUAUACUGACUGAUACUGACUGACUGACAAUCGGGACAGAUCGGCACACGCGACCCUCAUGCGACUGACUGUUCCUGAUCUCGGCCGACAUGACGUAAGCCCGUGUUGAGGAUGUUGCUCGGUGAGCAACUGACUUGCGGCUCGAAUCUUGAGUGUGCGGUCCGUCCGAUGACGGCAAGGAGGCCAGAAACGGUCAUUUAAUCGACCCGUUUUUGCCAGCACACAAUUCUGAAUUAUUGUUUGUUGGCCGCUAUCCGACCGCCUGCCUGAGCCCUAGGAUUUGAGCUCCAAAUCAUAACACAAAUGCCUAUUUUCUUUCGACUAUCAGAAUAGGCCGACGAUGCACGCCACUUUUCCGUGACCAGGAACUAUUAUUAUCAUUGUUACACAGUGACGAGCAAUAAGUGAUAAAGAAGUAUUACCAGCAAGGACAAGGAAGACUGGUACAAUCCUUUCACGUUCAUUUUCCGCCGUCGACAAAGCCUCCCAGACCCCCAGAUCGGACAAACCCGAUAUUUGAACCUGAGCUCACUUUUGCAAUUUUGCAUCAAGUCAACGCUCAAUCAUUGCUCGUCGCUGUGCAGCUCGCUAGGGGUUCCAAGGCAAAAUAAAACGUCCCUUUCUUACCCCUUAAUCAGGACAUAUUAUGCAACACCAUUUCCAAGUUUGACCUUUACGCCUGUUUAACAGUGUGACUUUUCAAGCGUGGGCCACCAGCAAAACCUGUGUCCAAGUCGGGUUUUGCAAUCUCGUGUGGUAGACUGUCUGCCUUUAUAUGGAGGCGGGUCCUCUCUGGGCGUCCGUCAUCACCUUGCAUCUCAUUUCCCACCCGUUGCCCGUUAAGACAAGACAGUGAUUCCAAAGUUCACGACUAAUAGGCGUUGCGCCAAUGCUGAUGUAGGCAAGCCGCCCGUGGCAUAUUUAUUCUCUUAGGAGACGUCCACCGACCGGAUUAUGAGACCAGCUCAUCCCGUCGUGGCUUGGGACUAAGUGCGCAAGCCUCGCGGGCAGUCACAUAGCGGCCAGGAAUAUGUGUUGGAGGGAGUUGCGACAGGGACAAGGGAGACCGGAGGGGGCACUUCUAGUCUAUUAGCCGUAAUCAGCCAGCCAUGUCCUACCGCAGAGGUUUAGGGCCUUUGGGGUUCGAACCUGGCACUGAGUCCAACGCUUCGCCAUUGACCCAAGGGCCCUUUGUCCUGUCGGUUGCGAUCGGAUAUAUUAUUAAAGAAAGGGCGCCCACCUAUCGGAUUACGGCACCUCGUCCCGACCGCAAACAACAGGACGAGGGGCCCAUGGGUGAGUGGCAGGGCGUUGGAUUCAAUGAGCAAAGACCCCCCGUUCGGACUCUAGGUGCUCCGAACCUCGGGGCCUGGGUAUGACCGGCUGAUGACGGUCAAAUAGUCAGAAGUGGCCAUUCCGUCCUCUCUUCAGCGCAUAUUUGUUCCGUUUUAUGGUUUCUGGUCUCCGACUGAUACGAGAAAGCCCUUUGCAUGACCCUCUCUUGUGCGCCAUGGGGUAUUGUUUCUGUUUUUUUGUUUUCUGGCGCACCUUCUCUAGGUAUGCGUGUGGGCAUGUGCCUGCGGCGACACUGUUCACAACCGAGUGUUCUGGCCUCGCCUGUGGUCGUAACAACAGACACGUACGCAAUUCACGAAUGAGAUCAAACCCCGGAGGCAGGGGGGAGAAUGAGCGGUCGCCCGCGGACUGACAGGAGCCUCAGGAAGGCCCAAACUUGCCUGUUAGCCUAGCUAGCAUGUUGAGUGCUCUCGGGCAUCCGAUAAGGCCUCACUCACCGCCCUCGGAACAGUCCUGGCAGCUUCAUCUGAUGUGCCGAAGGGAUGAAUGGAGCCAUCCAUGCUGGGACUCAGCUACUAAAAGAAACUGCUCCAACCCCCACCCCAAACAGUCACCGCUCGAUGAACCACGACUUGGAUGACCGAAAGAGUGUGAUUCUCGCGCCUGGGCUGUUGGUGCCGAUAUGAGCAAUUUCUUGACUAGCAGCAACAAGCUCCCUAGUGAGGUUCUAUCAGUGCCUUCCCAUCGCUCAGUCGUUGUACGCCAUUGCCUUGCGCAGGAAUGAGCUAACGCCCAUUUAAUUUGCCUCUCCUGAGCAAGUGUGAUCUACCGGGUGGAGUCGUCCGCCAACGCCUCGUGUGCUAUCGCAGGAACAGUCGGCGCCUGACUCAUCAAUGGCGCAUCUACUUAUUUUGGUGUGGCUGCGCCAACCCAUGCGGUAGAUGCGCUGGGCCAACACGACCGGCACAUUGAAAUCCGGCGGACGUUAUCGGGAAUGCGCAUCCACAACAAAUGUGAACAUCGGGGAUGUGGUGACAGGCCCAGUUGCAGGCUCAUGCCGCACCAGGGAGGGGGAUCCCCGCCGUCCCCUUUUCUAUGCGUGUAUAAACUCCUGACCAGUGUACGUUGUGGAGACCAGGGCUCGUGGUGGUAUGCCUAAGUGCAAGUUUUCGCCGUGCCAACGACCUGCGCCCUCUCCCACCUCCAGUUUUUCUGACUCUGUCUUGACACCAGGUCCAGGUGGGAGAGGAAGAAUGGAGUGCAGUAGAUGCUGCGCAAGCCCUCUAUCACUAUAAACUAAUUCGCGCGCACGCCACCGUUCCUGUUCUCACCUUGUUGUGGAACUCACGGUGGAUGUCGUCGGCAACGACGGUCAAACCGUCACGCCAACCUGUGUGCUUCAGAAGCUGUCUUCAAAUCUUAAGCGUAACGCGCUUUAUCGGAAGACUAACCAGGUUUAUCGACGGCUGUGCCAACCACUUGUUGAAUCCACUUUACUGUUCAUUCACUUCCACCGUUAAAUUAUCAACGUUCAUUUCUUUGGUAUUAACUUCAGCGGUGAUACCAUGCAUCCAUUUAAGAAUUCAGGUCCAGCAAGCAUACGCUCUCGAUUAUUCUUAACCAGGUCCUAACAGAGUAAGAUGUGGUUUGGUAACCCCACCUUAUAGACACAAUACUGUUGGGGGUGGAGUUAGGGUUAGCGGUUGGGGUUUAAGAUAAGGGCUUAUAGUUAAGAUUUGGUGUUAGGACAACUAUUUCUCAACCAUUGAAAGUACAUCCGCGCAUUCUCAAUAGCUUCUCUUUUGCAUACAACUACUUGACCUCGUCCCUGUGCGUUCUCUGGCCCCACCUGCAAAAACCCCCUAUCACCACUGGUCCCGUAUUAGAGGUGACUGGGGUUUGUUUACUUCAGGUGGGGCCACCAAACCACAUCCUACCCUUAACAGUGUAAUAUAAGCGAGGGUAGAGUAGCAAGAAUUUAAUCAGCCAAUAAACAGUAGGUAUGAGGGAGAGGGUUUAAUGCGCUCAGAGGUCGGGGGUUAUAGUCCUGUCAGGGGCUCUGGGAGAGAGGUGUCCGGCCAUUAGCUAUGUCUCUGCUUCGUUGCUGUGAAGCAACGUGAUAGGAGGUGUUGAACGCACACGCUGGGUUCACCUUCGGCCUUAUUCAGGCGGAGUCCUUGUCGCAUUCCGAGUCCGAUUCGCGUCACGCACUUCCAGUCUUCAGAUGGAGCUUGGCUUGGACGAGCAGGUUUCAGCCUGGCCUUGGAUCUGCACAGUGUAGAUCGCAUGAUUAAGACACAGGAAACACGUAAACGAAGCAUUUCUCCUCCAUUGCUAGCCUGCGUACUCAGUCUUGAGUAAGUGACAGUAUAGGCUGGACUCUGACGUAUUCUCUACCACCCUUGACUCAAUUUGUGUCUUUUUUGAGUAAUUUGGGUUAAUAAAAACUUUGCGUAUGUGUCAGUAAGUAAGCCAUAACGAUUUGGAGCACUCAGCUGGAAGAGUUAGUAACCUGUUACAGUAUAGACCAGACACUUGGUGGAUAAAAACUGACAGUUCGGAGUGAUCGUGAAGACAGUGGUAACCUGUCCUGUCAGUAUCCGACUCAACCGCAACAGCACUCAUGUCAGCCCAUAAAUGGCGGAAAACUAUUCGGAAGUUCUGUGCGCGGGUACGUCAGGAGGAACCAGGCAUUGGGGAACCGACAAAUACAAGGGGGGCGGGGGAGGAGGAUUGGGGUGGCUAUUUCUGACUGUCAACCAUCCUUACCCCCAAACCCAGGUUUUUGGGGCAGCCGAGCCUCCAACUCGGCGUUCUUUGCUCCUCGAGCGUUAUUCGAUCCCACGCUCUACGGGCCUGUUGUCCUGCGGGUUACGAUCGGGAACAUUACCUAUAAAUUAGAUGGUACCGACAAAGACAAGCGAGACCGAAAUGGUCAUUUCUGACUUAUUAACCGUCAUCAGUUAUCAACUAUGAUAGGUGGGCACGUUACGUAACCUGAUCGAUAAACGCCCAUCUGUCAUAAUUGAUGUUCUCGAUCAUAACCGACAGGACGACGGGCGCGUGGCUCAUUGGUAGAGUGUCAAACUCCAUGACCAAGGAUCCCGGGUUAAAAUCUCAAGCGAUCCACACUUGGGGUUGGGUGUGAAUGGCUGAUGACGGCUAGUAAGCCAGAAAUGGCCAUUCCGGUCUCCCUUGUCUUUGUCGGUAUCAUCUCAUCUAUGUCUACUACUGGUCGCUGUGAGACUGCCCGCGAGGGUUCUGGUAUGAGCCCCAGGGCACAACGGAACAAGCACGUUUCGUAACCGGGUCGGUAAGCGCCCAUCUGUUUACUCAAACAUGAGAAAGAGGGGUGGAGAAUACGCUUUAUUUCCAAAGUAUCGUUCAAAGUUGCCAGCAGACAUGAUUUCAUCCAUUUUGACCGGGACGUACGCUUACAAAUUAUGCAAGAGUAAUUAGGUUUGCAUAGAACUGAGUAUCUACUACGGGGACAGUUCAAGUCCUAUUAUCUGUAUUUCACGGAAAUGGCUCUACUGAAUGCCUAUGUACGGCAAGAGACAUGUCAGAGACCGCGGCGCAUGGGGCGGGAAGAAUUCGCAGCAGUUAGUUCAGAAUGUAAGGAAUGGGCAACAUUAUCCAGAAUUCGAUCUGUAAAUUGCUUGACUGUUGUAAAAUGUCGUUGUAUGGUAAUUGAUUUCUUAUUGUUAAAUUGGAAACCACUUUCCAACGACAAUGCAAAGCCCUUAUCCUGGCCAUCCAUCAAAAACUGGAAGUGAGCCUGAUUUUUGAGGGGGUGACCAACACCCAUAUCGUCAGCAUGUUUAACACGCAGGCAGCCAUUUGGUGAUCUCGGGUGAAGGGGGAAAAGGUGGGAUGAUAAAAUGGAACCUUGAAGGACUCCACAGUUAUUGGGAAGGAAAGUCGACUUCCGCUUGCCAGACGGGACAAAUUUACUGCGGAAAUAGCCCCUAAGCCUAGAAACAGCCCAGCCAGGAGAGCCGCUCGCUGAUGUUUUGGUAAGGAGGAGAUGGCGCGCGACGCUGUUGAAGGCAGAGGAGUAGUCAAAAAAUGCACAUGCGUAAGCACGGCAGUGCUUAUCUAGAUCUCUUAGAGCAGAGUGAACCACGAGAGCAACAGCACUCAGUCCGGCCUUAUAUGCAAAUUGCAAAGGGUAGGAGGAUUGGGAGGAGAACGACAUAAUGGAGUCUAAGGCAAUUCGUUUAGCGAGCUUCAGAAGUGCGGAGCUGAAGGAAAUUGGACAGGCACGCCUAGGACAAAAGUUAGUGAUUUUCGUAGGGAGAGGAGUGUUUCUUGCUGUACACCAAGCGUCAGGAAUCUUGGAAUCCACGAAGGACAUGUUAAUAAACUUCGUCAAAACAGGGGCUCUCUGACAACAACGAGGUUUAGGGAGAAAUGGGGAGACACCAUCCGGCUCGGCGACCGUUAAGCCAUGGAUCUGUUUAAGAUGUUUCUCCACUGUUGUCGCAGACACAGGAGUGAAGAUGCAUGGUUGUUGGUAAUGUCGUUUGAGGGAAGAUUAGGGUCAUCAGGAGUAAAGACAAAAUGUCCGUUUAAAGUCCAAAUCGGCAUCAACAUGUGGUAGUGUGUUACGUUGGUCAGUGAGACGCUUAAGAAUUCUCCAAAGAUCAGCAGUGGAAAGAGGAAAAGAAAAAAGUAAGAGGGAGCAUUUUGUGUACGUUUCCUACAAAACAGAUUUGAAUUGAUGCGGACGUCGAAAAUCAAGUGGAAAAGUUCGUGCUACUUCAGUAGUCACUUUUACCAAGUGCGGUUUUUGUGGGCGACCGGAAAAAAGCGCAUACAAAGACAGGCCUCUGGCGUAACUGAAAUAUUUUCGGAUCAAGCUUCACGAUAAUCAAUAUAGCAACUUCAUUUAGGCAAUCUUUUUUAGUCGAAAAAACAUUUCAGAAUUUCGAUCAACAUUUCAUGAGAUACGCCAUAUACUGUACUUCGGAUUUUUGUACGUCUGCCUGCGAGGGGUCUAGAUGGAGCUCCAAAACAUAACCGGACGAGCAUGUCUAGUAACCCGAUCGGCGACACAAUCCCAACAUAAUCUAAGAUGUGGAUCGGUUGACUCACACCUUUGUCUGACCGUCCUGACCCCAGUUCGUCUCCUUGCCCGUCUCGUUCCUGUAUCUCAGUCGCCGGACCUUUCGUAUCCAAUCAUUGGUCUCCGCCAGCGAUUAUAAGGAGGGGAGUGGGAGAAGCAAAAACUACCGAUACAAGCGAAGAUGCGAGUUCCAGGAGCUAGUUGGUCAGAAGAAGAAGCGAUCACUAGAACAAGGGCUUUAUUCGCCUGACGUUUCGAACUCUCACUCGAACCCAUCAUCAGAGACGAAAGCGGAUACGGGUGGUUCAUGCAAAAGGGGCUGCAGUAUUUAUAGGAUGCAGUAGCCAUGCUACCCCGGUAGCAUAGCGACCGCAUCCUAUAAAUACUGCAACUUCCUGUGCACGAGUCACCCUUUUCUGCCACUGUCUCUGAUGAUGGAUGCUAGUGAGAAUCCGAAACGUCAGGCAAAUAAAGCCCUUGUUCUAGCGAUCGCUUCUUCUUCUGAAGCAAAAACUGUCCCAUUUUGAUGGAAGGGGAGAGUUGAGUUUGUUUACCGAGCACAGGUUACGCCGAAAGUACAGAAAAAAGUAUCCCUCCCCUCUGCUCUUUUUGUGCCCAACAGUUCCCAACUGGCCCCCGCUGCCUCGCGGCUGUUGCUGCCGGCCAUGUGUCCGGAUUGAUUUCAACGCGGACAUUCCCUCACAGAGUCGCUGGUUGGCCAAGUACGCGCAUUACCUCUGGAUGUCCUACUCCCUGGUCCUCUUCCUCGACGUGUUCGGUGCCCUGAGCUACUUCAUCAUCAGCAAGACAGCAGACGCGGGACCCUUCUUCGGCGUGGCCAUCCUAAUGGCUGUUAUUCUACCACCGGCGGCCUUCUUCUGCUGGAAUCGUCCCCUCUACAAGGCUCUGAAGUAGGUCCUGUUUGGCGGUGCUUGUCGCCCAGCCCCCACCCCCGUGGUUUCAUCUUCCUCCUAGGUUGUACAAAAUGUCAUUAUGGGUUUGGACUGUCUCUGAGGACUCGACCGGGGCUUAUAAAAAUAAUAUACCUGCCCGUCUUCGACUUCCGACUGAUUUUCCAACUUACUUCUCGCGCUGUUGUCUCCUAAAAGCGAUACUAAAAUAUGUAAACGAUGUGGAAACAAGCUGUCUUCUUCUGACGAAAUAAAAUUCGCAUACAGUAGGUGACACAAGUGCAUCAUAUAAAACUCUCAGUUAAUAGUGAACGCCUUUCAGUUGAUAGGACACGGGAAUAGCCCCCCCCCCCUGUAAAACAGGUGAUUUUGUGCUCAAUUCCAGGGAGACUAGGAUCAGGGUUACAGCACCCUUCCUGGAAUGUAGCUCAAGACUACCUGUAUUACGGGGAGAGGAGGCUCCUAUUCCCAUGUCAUUAUUGAAACCAAUAUUACGUGGAUGAGAAAUAUCAGUUUUCACAUGAACUGCGUGUCUAAUGAGUGUUUGACUAUGCGUCUCAAAGUGAUGUCAUGCGAAUUCAGUGUAUUUGUUUCUUUUUUUGGAUUGAUCGAGGUGCUGUUGAUUACGGCGAAGAUGAAAUCGCGGAGAUAGGGACGCCAUAGAAGUGACAGUUUUCAUGCUGAUUGUCUGUAAUUCAUUAACAAAUGGGCAUACCAAUAGCAGAUAAAUCCGUAAACAUACCAUUUUCUGCGCAUCAAGAGAAAUUUUCUUCGUAAAAUUGUGGCGUGCUUACUGGAUUAAAAAGUCGUGUUUCAAAUUGGCAAAGGUUGUUUUUGUGGAUCAUUCUGCUUUAUGUGAAUGCCCUCCGCUAGACCAACAUCCAGUAGUGUGUACAAGUGGCGCAAGAAGUUAUUAAUGUAGGAUCUCGUCUGAAUGAUUUCCGACCAACUUUGCAAACUCUUUGCUUAUCAAAUUAGCUUAAGAACGUAUUUCAAACAAGAAGCAUAAUUCUUCUGGACGCGUUAGGUAAUAGGUGAAAUGCAUAACUUGGUACGGCUGUGUUCCUGCCUGAUCUAGCCAACCUCGAUGGUGCCACCUGUUGCACCUCCCCUUCCCACAUGUGUUGCUCUGUGGCGGGUACUAACAGCGCGACCCAUUCUCUUCUCCGGCAAGGGAAACCAAAUACCGAAGGUCCGAGAACCACUUCCAUGUCUUGACGAACUGUGUCGUGGCAGGUCUUGAGUUGACCGCCUCUCCGAUGCUUCCAGACGGGCAACGGCGCCAGAUUGAGGAACGGACAACAAAGAACGGGGAGGCAGAUUACUUGUCAGUCUAGCCGCUGGCUACCCGCCACGUACACAGGUGGCAGACAGUGGAACGGCCCUCAGCAAAGGUUGGCUGCAAAAUAAGCAGACGUUUGGGUUUGGCGAAUGAGCAGUCGUGGAUCAGCAGCAAUGACAGGGCUAGCAGCGCGCGCGGAGGGCUGAGGUCUGGCACACCGACUGCCUUAUAGACUGACGACACUGUUACAUGGCGACCGCGAAUUGCCCCUAAGAUUGCUUACCACUGCCGCCCUUUUGUGGUUAGGUUCUUUGACCAAAGCGCUAGAGGAGACAACCUCGAACAAACAAUCAGAGUGGCUGUUGGGGGGGAGACUCGCCUGCACUCAAAACCCCCAAGAUACCUCGAGAAAAAAUCUAACCGAACGCCUUACCGAACGAUGUUACCAGUACACUCUUAUCCAACUAGGCUCUGAACUCGUUCCACGUGAUUACACGUGACUUUGCUGGGCGCAGCUGCACCUCCUGACGUGCAAAACCAGAUGAGGGGGAGGCCAAGUUCGACCGUGGGACGAGGGCCAGCCAAAUUGUGGCACGCGUAGACGGGGAGCAUAUUACAAGGUCAAACACUGUGUCCACCCAAGCACCAGUUGUCUUGAGUCAGGUCGCAAUGGCUCCUUCUUAAUGGGGCGUCUAUGGUAUAGGAUCCGAGCCGAGGCGUUUCUGGCCACGCAAGCUACCUGUGUCCUCUCCCGACUCCGGUCUUUUUGACUCUGUCUUAACCCCAUGCCCAGGUUGGGGAGGAGGAAGGAGUGCGGUAGAUGCUGCGAAGGUCCACUAUGUUAUGUGCUCCGGUUGUGUGGCCUUCUCAAAGUUGUAAUUAUUUUUGAUGAAAAAACUUCAGACCGCCUCGAAUGCUCGACACAAUCCAUCCAGCACAACCGGCUUGAGCACUGUUCAACUUCCAAUGCCCUUUUGUACAGUCCUGCAUCCUGCCACCUCCAUUUCGGCAGCUAGGGGGCAGGACGGUGAGGGAGGGUGAAAAGCAAAUACGUUUUCCCGCAUUACCACCCAAGCUUUUAAAAGGCAUGCGUCAUGCGAGGGCGGAGCGACAGGAAACUGGGAACCAUGUCCAGUUUGUGUGCUCCCAUGGCAACGGAGGAGGGGGGACGAGGAGACGGCGAAACUCGAAGCUCCAUCGGACGCCGUCUAAAAGUAACGACUCUUCUUCACUACAUUCCGGUCUCAAUCACAGGCAUUUUCACCAAAAGGACAGUAAUGUUUGCAGUAUAGGAAAGGACUUCUACUUGGUCCGUAAAUAUACUCACCCAGAAAGCUGAAUCAGUCUUUCCGCAACUACGAAAGCAGAACGGUUUCCGCCUGUGGGAGUUAAGCGCACGCUUGGUGCAGCACUUUUCCAGCAUCGUUUAACUUUCAGACUUGUUACAACGUGGCAGUGGAGUUCCCGCUUUGUUGUUUGCUUUGAGCCUACAGCCUGAUGUUUGUUUUUUUCUUUCUCACCUCCAGAAACAACAGCUCCUUCAGCUUCUGCGUCUUCUUCCCCAUGUUCGGUAUCCAGUUGGUCAUUAUGCUCAUCCAAGUGCUUGGCAUCAAUUACCUCGGCGCCUGGUGAGUCACGGCUUUCCGCAUGCGGGCACCUUCCCCCCCCCCUUCCAUCUCCGUCUUCCUCUUAAUCAGCUAAUGCGCAAUGGGGGAACCUCCAACUGUGUCCACACCAGCGCAUUCUUCAAGCGAAUUCUACAUUUGCGUCCUUUUUCUAUCUCGGAUGCUGAUGAAGCCACCUCCCCUCGGCCGCAUCUUGUUUUCAGCGGACACGUUUUCCUUUGUUGGAUGUGACUUCAAAAAUACGCCCCCCACCACCGGCAGUUCGACCGUCGUUUCUGACUCGGCUUGGCGGGCGCAUGGGCGGCGACUUACCCUCGAAGUGGUUUAUAGUGAUAGUAGACCUGCCCUGCAUCUACCACACUCUCUCCUCGCCCACUCGAUCGUCGAUUCUGACGAUGUCCGCCAUGUUGUACACAGCAGGGCGAGGGCAGGGCCAGUGACUUGCGCUGCAUCUACCACACUAUCUCUUCUCCACCUGGACCCGGUGUUAGGACAGAAUCAAGAAGGCCGGAGGCGGGGGAGAGCGCAGGUGGAUGGCAGGGUGGAACCCGCACCUAGGCUUGCCACCACACCCCCUGGUCCCUAACACCCAAUUGGCCAGGGCAUUUCACCAAAAAUGACAACACCCCAACAGGGGUCAGAAGGACGAUGAUGACUGGGCAGCCAUGCUCACCACAUGUAUACCCAGCGGGAGCGCAAGCGCAUUUACCGACAAGGGACCAGGUGUCAGGGAACUGCCGGCGCAUACCAGGCUGCGAUGGCCAUGGUUUGCUGAUACUGACGUAGCACACGCUUACAGACCUUUUGACGAACACACAUGCCAGAGUUUUGCAUGGAACAGAACCACGUUCCAAAGGAACUGCCUAGAGCAAUACUGUUGCUUUUCCGUCGUUCGACGUGCGUUCAGUGAUUAGGUUACGGGACGAGCAUGUUCCGUUGCGCCUUGGGCCUCAAUCAAACGCCCUCGCAGGCGGUUGCUUAGCGACCGGUAACCAUGCAGGGAAGAGUGCCGCGUGUUGAUCAUAUCACCCUUUGAGGGGUUGAUGUUGAUACAAAAAACUGAACCCUAUUCGUUGCCUGCACCUCAGUCGUCUGAAAUACAAGUCACGGCGGUGACGUUGACACCGAAAAAAGGGUCCUUUGAUGUGUCCGCUGUUUUCUUUAAAUCAUUCUUAACACAGAAGACCACGACCUCUGCAUGCGUUUGCGAUCUACAAACGAUGGAAUGUAUCUGGUUGCUGGGGUGCGUCUUCCUGACCAUCCGGGUGUAGAAUGAGUCGAUGAAUGCUUCUCAUCACGUUGUUUCGAACAGACUUAGUGAUCAAAGUACCUGGCUGUUGCCCAGAAAUAGUAACGGUCCCCUCCAGGCGUGGCCUUUAUGACAUUUUCAAGAUAGUGCCUCUCUCUCGGCUGAUGCAGAGUUGAAGGCCGGCACGUGCGUUGUGCGCGCGGGCGUGACGGCGGCUUCACCUCCAGUGACUGAGCUCACAUCCAUCUCUAGGCUUGUGACGGCUCAAAUUACCAUCCUGCAGUACCUUCGAAAAUAAGAUAAGUCGAUUUUAAACGACGUUCUUCUCAAAUCAAUGCCUCAUGCUCGAAAAAUAUCUGAAGAACUUUGAGGAUGAGCAGGACAAGGAAUCAGGAACUGUCCGAAUAAUUGUUGCCUACACGGACAACGGCGUCUGGAGGCGGUGUGCGGCGGCGGGGGGGGGGGGUGCGAGGAAGGUGACCAAAUUGGCCUCCGCCAGUGCCACUAAUUGUCACCGCCUCAGUAACUCUGUCUAUUCGCAUAUGCAUGUGUUGUCUUCUCCAGGAAUGCAAAUGACCCCGUGUCCACAGGCGCCAAAGACGACUGUAAGCGAAAAAAUGCUUUCCGUUCUUCCUAUACUGGUAUGUGUCUCGCGUGCGCUCAGAACUGAGGUUACUGUUUUUCCGCUGAUCGAGACUCACGCAGACGUAAGAGCAGUGGAGAACACCCCCUCCCCGCCACCGACAUCUUUGGGUUGCAGGUGAAAUGACGUAAUUGUCAUCGGCGGUCAGUUUAAUGGUGGCUGGAGCCACUUACUAGGCUGUUAAAAGUUGGGUUACCUCUAAAAAACUCCUAGAAGUGUCAAUAGAAGCGACAAGACGAGUUCCAGGAAGCAGCCUUGAAUAAGGAGACACGAUCGCUGGGACAGGAGCUUCAUUAGCCGGACGUUUCGGAUUCCUACGCGAACCCAUUAUGGGUGAGCAAUCAUCACAGAAUGGUAUUACCGACAAAGACAAGGGAGACUGGAAUGGCCAUUUCUGGCUUAUUAGCCGUCGUCAGCCAGCCAUACCCAAGCCCGAAGUGUGGAACACCCGAGCCUCGAACUCGCGACCUGUUGGUUUAGAGGCGUUGACUUCUAAACCAACAGGUCGCGAGUUCGAGGCUCGGGUGUUCCACACUUCGGGCUUGGGUAUGGCUGGCUGAUGACGGCUAAUAAGCCAGAAAUGGCCAUUCCAGUCUCCCUUGUCUUUGUCGGUAAUAUCAUUCUGCCUAUAUAUAUAUAUAUAUAUAUAUAUAUAUAUAUAUGAUCCACCGCCCCCUGCCCGUUCAUCCGGCGAGAAGACGCUCUAGGACUCCCUCCGCGCCCCUUCCUCCCUGCCGCCCUGACUUCGUAUGUAUGAACAAAACCCGUCUCGACAUGAUUGUCACCCACCUAUAAAUACUGUGAGGCGCGAUACCACACUCACCUCCGACGAUGGAAGCUUGUAUGCUUUUGAAACGUCAGGACAGUAAAACUAUGGUUCCCGAGAUCGCCUUUUCUUCUGAUAUAUAUAUAUAUAUAUAUAAAUGUAGUGCUGGAAUUUCCAGUGAUACUGAUAGGCUAGGAGUACGCAAUACAGUCUCUAAUCUUGAAGAAGGAGACACGAUCGCGGGGACAAGAGCUUUAUUAGCCUGACAUUUUGGUUUCCUGCUCGAACCCAUUAUCAGAGACCCGUACAUGCUUUCGUCUCUGAUGAUGAGUUCGAGCAGGAGUCCGAGACGUCAGGCUAAUAAAGCCCUUGUCCCCGCGAUCGUGUCUCCUUCUCCUAGAAAUGCUCAAGCUGCAGGCCUCUGUCUCGCCUGGAUGGACUCACCUGGAACUAGGGGGCACCAGGCUAGGCGCGAUGCGCUCGCACUCAUAGUGUAAGGAUUUCAGAUUAUUCUCAAGUAGCUGGUUGAGGUAUGGCGCUCUCUGUCUUAGAGAGGGUUCGGUGAAUGGAAAUCCUGCGUAGUUUUUUUGCAAAUAAGUCCCCUCCUCUACGAAGGACCUUCUUAUUGCGAAAAGCACGCCAGCUGCUCCCCGGAAGGGAUGGCUUUUGAACGGCGACAUCCUUGUCCGACGCACCAUUAUUGAAUUUACUGUAUCUACGAUUAUCAACCGGUUUUAUCGCUUCUGAGAUAUGAGGGGCCACGUGCACUGUUUAUCUCCCCCACUACCACUGGUGGCUGUGCUAUUUUGCAAUCUCUCAGCGACGCCUCAGUUUUGCUGAUAGCAAAGGCUACCAGCCUCUUCAAUGACGUAACACACACACACACACACCCUCACAUCUGCCCUGAAGCACAACCUGUGCUGAUGACAGACGCUCUCAGAGCACCGUUGCCGGCACAACGCCUCAACAAACUACGGCACUGUUACUCACCGUUUGGCCCUAAAUUACGGCAUACCUCUCUUCCUCCGGCAGCAAUGAAAAGACAGGUUUUUGACGCUCUUCGCUACCUACCUCACCCACCUAUAUCGUUCGUUGCAGUGAAUCGCACCAGUCAGUCAGUCAGCCAGUGUAUUUGAGGAAAAUAGGCUUACGCCUUUGAACUCCCUAUUUUGCGUAAAAAAUCGAGAUCUGUCUGCGUUUCUGCUUCUCGAAGUGGCAUUCCGUUCAGAUGGUAUUGCCGCGUACUAGGGGUUUGAUUUCCGAAGCGCAGUAUGGUACAUUUGUCGAAAUUGAAGGACAAGAGCCAUAUGCGGGAUCACUCGUCCAAUCGACAAAGAUUUUCUUGGAAGUUGGUCUCAUCGGCAGCAUUUUGGAUGAGGUUUCAGGUUUUUAUGCCUUCCGCAAACAUGGCACUAUCACAGUCCAACCCAUCUACACAAUCAUCGAAUAAUUUUUUCCAGCUUAACAUCGACCAGGCCGUGGAAAUUUUAACGGCCUCCUGUCAUCCUUGUUGGUGCUCUAAUGUUCCUUCGGUCUGCUAAAACUGUCCGGUUUUUUUCUUAACGUCGCAUCCUGCCAAGUCUUUGCUUACCCCUUGUCGUUCACACUCCCACGUUGUUAGGAAUCUGAGAUGUGUGUGUGUGUGUGUGCGUGUGCGUGUGUGAAAGAGAGAGAGAGAGGAAUGCGCUUUAUUUUGAAAUCAUAUGUUCAAAAUUUUCAGCAAAAAGUUGGCUCCAUUCACUAUGGGCAGAAAAUAAGUUAAUAGAUUAUUCAAGAGUCAAAGUUUAACACAAAGAAACGAUUAUUAUGGGGAUAGUUCAAGUCUUAGCUUCUGUAUUUCUGUCUCUUCGCACGUAAGAUAGCGCGCUAGGAAUGGCAAUACAGAAGCUCGAUAAGCCGAUGUACGGCAGGAUAUAAGACGGAAGUUGCGGCGCAUCGGGCGGGAAGACUUGCAGACAUAAGAUCGGAAUGUAGGGGAUGGGCAACAUAAUCUAGAAUUCGACCAGCAAAUUGCUUGACCGCAUUGAAGUGUCGUUGUAAGAUAGUGUCAACUAAAAAAAUAUAAGAAACACCAGCAGCAGAAGAGAGCAUGCGGAGGAUUCGUUUCAAAAUUAAAAUAUCCUUUUUUAACAAAACAGGAAAAAUGACAGGAGAGCACUAUAGGAUAAGAGGAAGAAUGCAGGCAUCGAUGAAUCGCCAGACUAAGGGUUGAGGUGUGUGGUAGGAACGUAAACGACGUACGUAGUAAAGAAGUUUACGAACUUUAAUAAAUAGGGACUCAAUAUGGAGGGAAAAUGAAAGAGUUGAGUACAAAGUAACGCCGAGGUACCUGAAAGAGGAUACGUCGUUAGGAAGAAUGUCAGAGGAAUCAGGGUUAGGUGAGGGCCGCAGUCGAAAAAUACACUGAACGGAUUUUUGGUUGUUAAUUAGGAGACCAUUUUCCUCCGACCAGGCUAGGACAUGGUUUAGGCCAUCCUUUAGAGACCGGAGGUGUGUCUGACUUUUUUUGUGGGACCCUUGUGACCACAGCUGUAAAACUGUCAAUGUAGGAUCUGUUAUUGGGGGCGGAAUUCGUUGAUUGUUAUGAACUGUGGUGGAGCGAAUAGUAGCGCCUCACCACGAGGCAGUUUCAAGCGACGGGAUGCGAAAAUGGCAGAAGCGGAGUGCACGUUCCUACGAGAUGCACCUACUUGAUACGGCUGCGAUCAUGCCUGAUAUAGCCAGCCUCGAUCAUGUCCCUAACUGUACCUCUCCAUGCGUGACGAUCCGCGGCAGCAGAUCUGGACAGCUCAACCCAUUCCCUUCGCCAACGACGUAGACCGAAUACCGAAGGUCCAGUGACCACCAUGUCUUGACGAACUGUGUCAAGCCAGGUUUUGAACUGACCCCCUCAUCGACGCCUCCAAUGGGGCAAUGGUGUCGGAUCGAGGGCAGUAACACUGAGCUUCUGAGGUGGACGACGAGGAACAUGCCCGUACCACCUCAAUCGUCUUUCGUGGAUGGCCUGAGUUAUCCUUGCGAUGUUGUCGCAGCGAGCACGGACUGUCUCAUUUGAGACAACGUCGGUGAACUUCACUCGAGGGAUGGUCUUCAAGCAGUGGUGGUCAAAUACUUCCAGUUUUCGCUCGUCCUCCACGCGCAAAGCCCAGCAUUCACAACCGUAGAGAAGGACAGACCGGACAGGUGUACGGUACACGCGAAUCUUAGUGGCGAUAAGGAGGUCACGUCGGAUUUAUAGGCAUUUUCGAAAUCUUGAGAAAACCCAGCGGGCAACAUCAAUUCAGGAGACAAUGUCAUCCUUACUCUGUCCAUUAGGCAGCAGCAUCGCCCGAGGUACUUAAAACUGUCUACUUCGAAAAGUGGACAUCCAUCAAUCCCGAGGGGCGCCUUCUCCUGGUCAGGGAUGCAGCUUGAAAAAACUUUAGUCUUCCCAGCGUUUAUGGAUAAAUCGACCUAUUUAGCGACUUCGUUCACCCGCGACACCAUAGACUGCAGAUCACCAAAAUUUGAGCAAGUAAGGCGACAUCAUCGGCAUAGUCGACACCAGUCCGUCGGUGUCCGGGUGCAGACUCAACGUCGUCGCUCUCGCGUAGGGCCCUCCCGAAAAUUCAGUCAAUAGCAUAGUUGAACAGAAUGGGUGACAGGAUACAACCCUGUCGAAUGCCAGACCGAACACCGAGAUGCACCAACCCCCGGCCAGCUGCAACCGCAGGUCGAGAGGUCUCGGGUCCAGUGGAUCACGACCAUUUACUCCUCUUUCAGAUUCUUACUCAGCUUGUCUAUCUUUGAGCUCUUUUCUCUCCCCUCCCUCCCCCUUUUUAGUGGUUGGAUAAACUCCCUGAAAACUCUCCAGGAAGACACUAGAGUGGCCGCCUUCAUGAUUUUAAUCGCCUGCCUCUACUCGCUUUCAUCUGCUGCAGCAGCCUUCCUUCUGAUUCGGGUACGCAGCUUUUCUGUUUUUUUUUCGCCUCACUCCUCCUCCUCCUCUCCGCCCUCCCUGGUGCUUACGCCGAGAUCCACGGCGUCUUUUUUAGUCUAGUGGUGCGUUUUAAAGGAGGUACCACCUUUUCACAAUCGGCAUUUGUCCCUGCCGGCCUCAGUCUACUGUCCUAAAGCAGCUGACUCGACAGGCAGCAGUUUCAAAAAUCGCAGAAUGAAAGAGGCCGUGCCUGUCUGGGGAGCUACUUUGCGUCGUGUCACAUUUUGGAUGUCGAACGUCCUACUACCUCUAUUCUAUGUCUCAAAUAAGUUGCACCCGAAAGAAAGGCAUUGGAAGUAGGGGGUCAGUUACGCCUCUUGUUUUUUAACUCGUUUUUCAGGCACACAGCUACUACCGUAAUUCUGGUGCCAGUACAAACAAGGCCAAGCAGGAGUUUGCCCGUGAGGUCCUGGACGGCAGACUGCGGGACGGCGAGCCUUAG
Molecule: messenger RNA, 24051 nt
Organism: Spirometra erinaceieuropaei
Lineage: Eukaryota; Metazoa; Platyhelminthes; Cestoda; Diphyllobothriidea; Diphyllobothriidae
Source: the annotation of a GenBank genome assembly